Pecten maximus is the source of this 2195-nucleotide messenger RNA. Its product is annotated as F-box only protein 32-like. Gene Ontology annotation, molecular function: protein binding. The transcript is spliced from 8 exons. Gene Ontology annotation, biological process: protein ubiquitination. Lineage: Eukaryota; Metazoa; Mollusca; Bivalvia; Pectinida; Pectinidae. The record is from RefSeq and is a predicted model, not a curated record. Gene Ontology annotation, cellular component: SCF ubiquitin ligase complex; nucleus; cytoplasm. The coding region runs from base 560 to 1570 and encodes 336 amino acids.
GAUACUGUUGUUUUUCUUAUUAAUUACUUAACUUCAUUUUAACUAAUUUGUAGACAUGGCGUUGCUUAUUUCGCUAAUCUAUGUUUGGAAUUUCAAAACUGCUUCUUUCAAUUAAAGCUGAAAUCAAAACCAUAUUUUACAUCAGCACUAAUUAAAGUAACUUGUUGUACUUAAGAUUAUAGAUACAAGGUACAGAAUAUGUAUUUACAAACGUUAUGUGUAAUUGCUAGGUAUCUCAAUGUAAUAACUUAUAUCAACUCUACUCGAUAUUGGUGUUGAAAUGCGUCAUAUCCCGAAACUGCGAAGUAAACUAAGUGUUGAGCCUUCUCCAACCACUCAGCUGAUCGAUGUAAACAAAACCAUGUGACCUGCCAUGUGGCAUUAACAUGGAAGCGACAUUAACCAAUCAAAUUCGAUCCAAUUUUCAUACUAGCCAAUCAGUGGCCUAGAAUGUCGUCUCCGCGAAGAAUUCCGACACACUUCCUGCAAAACGUAAACAGUUGCGCAAAAUCAAAACAAAGAACGAAUAUAGAUGGAAUAAGACAUAAUUCGAGACAAUAUGCCGUAUUUAGGACGUGAUUGGAGAUCGAAUGGCGACGAAUGGGUUAAGACACACAAUGGAUGGGAAAAACUGAAACUAUGGAGGAUCAAAGUGUUCGAAAGCUUGAACGAAAAUAUCCUUGCAAGAUUGAUACGACUGGCCAUGACAGAGUUUCACACCAAAGAUAAUGAUUGGUGCAAACAUCACCAGCCUUACAUUCACUACGUAAAAACCACAUCAAGGGAGAGGAAGAUCCUCACGAGUCUGAGUGAAGCGUUUGUCCAUCUGGACAUGUCCGGAGCCGUGAAGGACAUUAGGCGGUUUAACUAUGUGUGUAAGGUACUACAGAUCCUACUUUGUGGAAAGCUGACAAAUAUGAGUGGCACCUCACAGAAACAUAUUAUCAAUAUACUGGACGAAAUGGUCAACCAAGUGCUGAAAACUAAAACGAAUGUAGCGAGUACUCGUGACCUAGUCAACAGCACAAUGUGCACACUUAACGAGGGCCAGUACAGUCACAUAGGGAGCGAGAGUUUGUGGCACAGACAUCUACAGGGCGUACACAAGAUGCUCGCCAAACUCGACCGAUACAAAGUCGAACCGAGAGCUGACGACGGAAUGGCGAUGUUCCAAGACCUUCCCCAGGACUGUGUCCGGUGUAUCCUCCAACGCCUCUCCGACCACACGGAUAUCCUUCAUACAGGCAUGACGUCAUCAUCCAACAUGUUAAUCGCCGAGGAGAACUCGCUAUGGAAACAUCUCUGCUUCUUCCACUUCAGCGACCGUCAACUCAUCACCUUCAUCCCCAAAGAGCUGGAGACAGGACAGAAGAAUGUCGACUGGAAGCAUGUCUACAAACGUUGUGUUAAGAGAUUUGGUAAGAAGGACGUGUAUGCAGACACCCUGGCCAUUUGUACACACUGUGAUACCCUCUUUUGGCAGUCCAUUGGUCACCCAUGCAUCAGUGAUAAGGAGCCCAUGUCCAAACAACUUUCACCAGAGGUGUUCCUGAACUUAUUCUCUAUUUAGCCACGCCAGCCCCAUUUCUGUAGAGAUCUGACAUCGGUUCGUUUAUUAGCUCAAGUCUAGCCCACUUUCACCAGAAGUGUUCCCUGAACCAGUUUUUAAUUUUAAUAUGUCGUUUAUACGUCCAUAAAGAGAUCUGACAGUGGUUCGUUUAUCAGAUAAAAGUGCAGCCAACAUUCACCACAAGUGUUCUCGAACCAGUUUUCUGUUUACAUACAUCGACCACAAUUACGUUAAGAUCUGAUGUUAAUUUGUUUCUCAGAACUGUUCUCCAUUUUCUUGCAUCUAAUUUUUGUUAUAGUCCUGUUUCACGACAAUGAUUCGGUUUAUAUGGUAAUAAUAUUCAGUUGUAUCCCCGGCGUUUUAUAUGAUAAUCACAUUUGAAAAUCAAUGAAUGUAAAAAUGUAGAAACAAGUCAUAUCAACUUAUAUCGUAAAUCACACUUGUUGUCCCGGAUGCAAACGUGUGAGGGGUUUUGCUAUGGGAGGUAACCCGAAUACCUGGAGAAAACCCACUUGGUCGGGCAGGUGACCAAAUACCUUUUCACAUCCGAUCGGAUAAUUCAGCGAAAUACCAUUAUCAAAUUGAUAUGUGAUAUUUAGCGUGGUUUGCAAAACGCAGAGAAAAA